AUGGUUGUUCACCACGAAACGCCCGUCCUCGUCGUCGGAGCUGGACCUGCCGGCCUGAUCACGGCGUUCCAGCUGGCCGAGAACGGCGUCGAGUGUAUGCUCGUGGAGCGAAACCUCGACACGACCAAAUGGCCCAAGAUGGACAUUACGAAUUGCCGGAGCAUGGAGCUGUUGAAGCGCCUCAAGGUUGACCAGGGGCUCCGCGAAGUCGGCGUGCCGCAAAAGUACUCGUUCGACGUUCAUUUCAGUUCUGGAUUAGCCGACGGCGAACGCAUUGCAAAAUGGGAUCUUCCCUCGCCAGACUGGUGGCGCGCUCAGAUCAAAGCUCACAAUGAUGGCACCAUGCCCCGUGAGCCAUACCAACGUUGCUCGCAGGCCAUCUUCGAGGCCUGGCUGAAGCCGCGCAUCCAGGCACAACCUCUGAUCGACUCCCACUUUGGCUGGAAGUUUGAGCGCCUGACCGAGUCCGACACGGGCGUCGAGUGCGAACUGACCGACACCAGCGGCGAAACGCACAGGGUCAAGGCUCAGUAUGUCGUUGGUUGCGACGGCGGAGGGAGUCGCGUGCGGAAAGAGAUCGGCAUCAACCUGACAGGAGGGCCAGUCCCUGCAAAACUCUACCUUGUCCACUUCAAGUCUCGCGACCUGAGCCGCAUCCAGAAGCAAGGCCAGUUCUGGCACAUCUUCUUCACCAGCGGACACGUCAUCAUCUCGCAGGACGAGGUCGACACCUGGACCGCGCACACGCCUUUGCCGCUCGACUUUGACGACUCGACCCUCGACCCGAAGGAAGCCGUCUACCGCGUGUUGGGAGGAUCGGGUGCGCCCUGGCCCAUCAAGAUCGACGAGGUGCUCGUAACGAGCACGUGGCGACCCAACAUCUACCUGGCGGACAAGUACAUCUCCCCAAAAGGCCGCGUCUUCCUCUCCGGCGAUGCGGCACACCAGAACAUCCCCACGGGGGGUUACGGCAUGAACACGGCCGUCGGGGACAGCUUCGACAUUGGUUGGAAGCUGGCCGCCGUGUUGUCCGGCCACGGUGGUCCCACGCUGUUACAGUCGUACGAGGACGAGCGACGGCCCGUGGCAGCCAGGAACAUUGAGCGAUCUGGCGUGCACUGGUCGCAACACACGUUCUACAAGGAGCUAGUCGACAAGACGGGAGAUGCCGUCAUUGCGAAGACAGCCGAGGGCGACGACGUGCGGAGACAGAUCGCCGAGUACAUUGUCGCACACGACGGGGAGAACAAGGACCACGGCAUCGAGAUGGGAUACCGGUACAACGGCUCCCCUGUCAUCUUCGCGGACGAGGCCGGCACAACGACCGAGCCCGAGUGGAGCCCGGAGCGUUAUGUGCCCUCGACCUGGCCGGGCGCACGGGCUCCACACGUGUUUUUGAAGGACGGGGAGACCAGCGUGUUCGACCUGUUUGGGAGCGGCAAGGAAUACUCCCUCGUCGACUUUACGCCUCAGGGCCGGUACAUCGGGCUUUUUGAGUCGGAGGCAAAGAAGAUGGGCGUGCCGCUCAAGACGAUCCAUCUGCCCGACGAGCCGCACGUGAGGGUAGUGUGGGAGCGGGACGCCGUGCUCGUCAGACCCGACGACCAUGUCGCAUGGCGAUGUUCGCAGAGUGCGGGAGACGACGAUGAGAAGAAGCUGGACGUCCAACACAUCCUGGCCGUCGUCGUGGGGAAGGGGUCGUCCUCGUCAAAUACAACGACCGUCACCAGUGGUGGUGGCAACCAAGACGAUGCUCUCGCGCGGGUCAAGGAGAAUGGCUUUACCAGCACGGUUGGGAACGUGGAUCACGACAAGGUCGAAGCUCUCGGGGAGUUUCAGCGGUGA
This is a messenger RNA of Fonsecaea pedrosoi CBS 271.37, 1845 nucleotides long. RefSeq lists its product as uncharacterized. The transcript is spliced from 5 exons. Gene Ontology annotation, molecular function: FAD binding. The record is from RefSeq and is a predicted model, not a curated record. NCBI's taxonomy places the organism in Eukaryota, Fungi, Ascomycota, Eurotiomycetes, Chaetothyriales, Herpotrichiellaceae. Bases 1 to 1845 code for a protein of 614 amino acids.